Molecule: messenger RNA, 999 nt
Organism: Paramacrobiotus metropolitanus
Lineage: Eukaryota; Metazoa; Tardigrada; Eutardigrada; Parachela; Macrobiotidae
Exons: 3
Coding region: 308-814 (168 amino acids)
Biological process (GO): regulation of transcription by RNA polymerase II
Source: RefSeq, a predicted model, not a curated record
GGACAACUCAGUGUACGACCUGUAGUAAAAACUUUGUUUUUUGUGACGGGGUACAUAUGCUGCUUUCAUCGUCGUAUAGAAUGCUGUCAGUAUUUUCUUGCACAGUAUAAUGAAAUUUUUCAGGAUAUAUUGAACGGAGUUUUUAUUAGUUUCUCAGCAAAUAAUAAAAAACCGGAUAUUCUUUAACUUGCUAUUACUUAUGUCAUUACUAAUGUAUAUAGUAUCACUAAAAAAACAUAUCGCAAACAUAUAACUUUUUUAAAUUAAUACACAUGUUGCUUCUCCUUGCUUUUCAGCAUUUCAGUUAAUGGGAAAUGGAAACUGUUGUGGUUGCUAUUUUACCUCUGCUAAUAAAUUGUCAGGCCCUUUUCCAGAAAAAUUGUAUUAUUUCGAUUUCGUUUUAUGCUUCUGGACGCAUGAGGAGAAGGACAUCUUCAAGGACAAGUACCUGCAGCGCCCCAAGGAUUUCGGCUACAUCAGCUCCUUCUUAAAACGGAAGAGCACGCAGGAUUGUAUACAGUAUUACUACCUCCCCAAGCGGAAAGAAAACUAUAAGCAGAUGGUCAAGAAGCAGAAGGCCUUCCGGAUGCGCCGCGGUCCCAAUAAGAAUCAAUAUGACGAUGGAGAUGUUGUGAUCCGGUCUUUAUCCAUUGAUGCGGCCAUCGAGGCCGAGAUUGCUAAAAACGAACAAAAAAUCAAAGCCAUUGUUGAAGAUUUGGCCUGUGUGUGGGAUGUUAGUGAGACACGUGGAUUACCGCCAUUUCAGCAUUCGUUGAAGAAAAUCUUGGAGGAUCUGGUUAGAAAGCAGACGUAAUAGUUUUUUUUUGUGCCUCUUAUUCUUGUACUUCAAUUUGGUGUAUUAGUUACCAUCUGGCUUUCGAAGAUCGUUUUGUUUGUCUUUUGUAUAUGCUAUUUUUUGUAUAUCCAUACCCUUCCGGUAAUGUAGACUUACUGUUAUUAUAGAUAUAUUCUGGAUAAUAAAUACAAAGAAAAAGCGGU